Molecule: messenger RNA, 312 nt
Organism: Gekko japonicus
Lineage: Eukaryota; Metazoa; Chordata; Lepidosauria; Squamata; Gekkonidae
Product: guanylin-like
Exons: 3
Coding region: 1-312 (103 amino acids)
Cellular component (GO): extracellular region
Molecular function (GO): guanylate cyclase activator activity
Source: RefSeq, a predicted model, not a curated record
AUGAAUGUGUUCCUGACGGUAUCUCUCUGCUUGUGUGCAUUGGCAGUUGUCUCAGAUGGCGUUACGGUCAAGGUGGGAGACUAUUCAUUCCCCUUGGAGUCAGUGAAGAAGCUCAAGGAUUUUUCGAGUGCGCUCCCCGCCCAAAGGUCACGCAGCGCCGUUAGCGUGUGUGACAACCCAAAGCUGCCCGAGGAGUUCCAGGUGAUCUGCACCAGGCCUAAAGCACGACCACUGAUGGCACGAUUAGAGGCCAUUGCCAGAGACUCUGAAGUCUGUGAGAUCUGUGCCAACAUCGCUUGCUCCGGAUGCUGA